CGGUGAUUCCCGAGCCGCGGCGGCAGCUCGGGCGGGCGGUGCGGGGAAACCGAAAGUGGGCGGCGGCCGCGGCUGUGGCCCGGACGGAGACGGCGGCGGGCGCGGGGUCCGGAGGCGCGGGGACCGGCCGUGGGCCCCCGGAACCAGAUCUACCUCACCUCAGUGUGGGUCAUUACUAUGCACCAAGCUUUUAAAAUAGGAAUUUGGAAAUUCCCUCAUCAUCCAAACCAACUAAUGAAUUUCUGUUGACUUCACCUCGUAAACCUCUCAAAUUGACAUUUUGCUGAUUCCCAAAGCCCUGUUUUCAGGUGAAGAUGCUGGAAGCAGAUCUGGUUUCAAAAAUGCUACGAGCUGUUCUACAGUCUCAUAAGAAUGGAAUAGCAUUGCCUCGGCUACAAGGAGAGUACAAAUCCUUGACUGGAGACUGGAUCCCCUUCAAGCAGUUAGGUUACCCGUCACUAGAAGCCUAUCUGAGAAGUGUGCCGGCUGUGGUCAGGAUAGAGACCAGUAGAUCUGGUGAGACUACCUGUUAUGCUGUGGCCUGCACAGAAACUGCAAGAAUUGCUCAGCUUGUGGCUCGUCAGAGGAGCUCUAAAAGAAAGACUGGGCGGCAAGUUAAUUGUCAGAUGAGAGUAAAGAAAACCAUGCCGUUUUUUCUAGAAGGAAAACCAAAAGCAACUCUCAGACAACCAGGAUUUUCUUCAGAUUUUUCCAUCAGCAGAAAGCCUAAUGCAGCUCUGUCAAGAGACAGAGGAAACUAUCUUGGAGUCAAGUCUAAUGCUGAAUUACCACCUUACACAGAACACACACAUGUUGGAAGUGAAGUAUUCCGAAGUGUUCCCAUGGAGAGGCAUGUGACCAUGUCUACCAACAACAGGUAUAGCCCAAAAGCAUCCCUUCCACCACCUUUACAGAUACAUCUCUCAAGAACCUGCACUAAGGAAAUGAGUGAUAAUUUAAAUCAGACUGUUGAAAAACCAAAUAUCACACUUCCUGCCUCUUACACUUAUAAAAUGGAUGAGGUUCAAAACCGCAUAAAGGAAAUGCUAGACAAGCAUAACAAUGGCAUUUGGAUGUCUAAGCUUCCACAUUUUUACAAAGAGUUAUAUAAAGAAGAACUUAAUCAAGGAAUUUUACAACAAUGUGAGCACUGGCCUCAUAUUUGCACGGUGGAAAAACCUUACAGUGGUGGUCAAGACUUGCUUCUUUAUCCAGCUAAGAGAAAGCAGCUUUUGAGAAGUGAUCUGGACUCUGAAAAAGUGCCUCCAUCUUCACUACCUGAUCCAAAACAAGUAUCACCACUAAAAGGGUGUCCCACAGUCAUGCCAGGAGACUUUAAAAAGAAAGUCGCAGAGCUGUUGGUGAAAUACUCAAAUGGUCUUUGGGCCAGUGCACUUCCAAAAGCAUUUGAGGACACCUACAAAGCAAAAUUCCCCGAGGGUGCCUUAAAAAAUCUUGCCUUGCUUUCUGAUGUUUGCACCAUAGACUAUAUUUCUGGAAAUCGCAAGAAGGCCAUUCUCUAUGCCAAACUUCCACUGCCCGCUGACAAAACCCUGAAGGAUGCAGGGCACGCACACGGUGAUUAUGCUUUCAAGUCCAUGAUUGAACAAGAAUAUUUGCAGAUAGAAAAGAAUGCUGUCGAAAGUGCCGAUACCAUUUUGGAGAAUAUAACGGUUCCUCCAUUGGUCAUUCCAACGGAGGCAUCCCCGUCGGUAUUGGUGGUUGAACUGAGCAACACAAAUGAAGUGGUUAUAAGGUAUGUGGGCAAAGACUAUUCUGCUGCUCAGGAAUUAAUGGAAGAUGAGAUGAAGGAGUAUUACAGUAAGACCCCGAGGAUCACACCGGUCCAGACUGUGCAUGUUGGGCAGUUGCUGGCUGUCCAUGCCGAGGAGGACGCUUGGUUACGGGCCCAGAUCACCUCGACAGAAGGGAACAGAAUCAAGGUAUGCUAUGUUGACUAUGGAUUUAGUGAAAAUGUUGAAAAGAGCAAAGCAUACAAAUUGAACCCAAAGUUCUGUUCCCUCUCAUUCCAAGCUACAAAGUGUAAGCUAGCAGGGUUGGAAGCUCUCAGUGAUGAUCCUGGUUUAGUGAAGGUGGUUGAAUCUUUAACUUGUGGAAAGAUCUUUGCAGUGGAAAUUCUUGAAAAAGCUGAUAUUCCGCUUGUUAUUCUGUACGACACCUCAGGAGAAGAUGAUAUCAAUAUCAAUGCCACCUGCUUAAAGGCAAUAUGUGACAAGUCACUCGAGGUUCACCUUCAGGUUGAUGCCAUGUACACAAAUGUCAGAGUGACUAAUAUUUGCUCUGAUGGCACACUCUACUGCCAGGUGCCUUGUAAGGGGCUGAACAAGCUCAAUGACCUUCUGCAUAAGAUAGAGGAUUACUUCCAUUGUAAGCACAUGACCUCAGAGUACUUCGUUUCCUUACCCUUCUGUGGGAAGAUCUGCCUCUUCCAUUGCAAAGGAAAAUGGUUGCGAGUAGAGAUCAUGAACGUUCACAGCAGCCGGACUCUUGAUGUUCAGUUUCUGGACUCCGGCACCGUGACAUCCGUAAAAGUGUCUGAGCUCAGGGAAAUUCCCUCUCGGUUUCUACGAGAAAUGGUUUCAAUACCGUCUCAGGCCAUCAGGUGCUGUUUAGCGGAUGUUCCGCAAUCGAUUGGCAUGUGGACGCCAGAUGCUGUGCUUUGGUUAAGAGAUUCUGUUUUGAAUUGCUCGGACUGUAGCAUUAAGGUGACAAAAGUGGAUGAAGCCAGAGGGGUCACACACAUUUAUUUAUUUACUCCCAAGAACUUCCCUGAUCCUCACCGCAGCAUUAACCGCCAGAUUACAAACGCAGACUUGUGGAAGCAUCAGAAGGACGUGUUUCUGAGUGCCCUCGCCGGUGACGCUGGCUCUCCCGGCAGCAGAGACGGGCACACGGCUGCUGCCGCGGGCACCGCCGCGGGCACCGCCGGGGAGAGUGUCAGAAAGAGCCUCGCGGAUGUCAGCAAGAAGCUCCUGGUGGAUCACGCCCUCUCCUUCUCCACGGAGGAGCUGCCGCCUCCGGUGCCCUUGGCGCAGCCAGGGGAGCACAUGGAUGUGUACGUGCCCGUGGCCUGCCACCCGGGCUACUUCGUCAUCCAGCCGUGGCAGGAGAUCCAUAAGCUGGAGGUUCUGAUGGAGGAGAUGAUCCUGUACUACAGCGUGUCUGAGGAGCGCCACGUGGCCGUGGAAAAGGACCAAGUGUAUGCCGCAAAAGUGGAAAAUAAGUGGCACAGGGUGCUUUUAAAGGGGAUCCUGACCAAUGGACUGGUAUCCGUGUAUGAGCUGGACUAUGGCAAGCACGAGCUAGUCAACAUAAGGAAAGUACAGCCCCUCGUGGACAUAUUCCGAAAGCUGCCGUUCCAGGCAGUCACGGCUCAACUAGCAGGAGUGAAGUGCAGCCAGUGGUCUGAGGAGGCUUCCAUGGUGUUCCGGAAUCAUGUGGAGAAGAAACCUCUGGUGGCAUUGGUGCAGACGGUGAUAGAAAGUGCUAACCCUUGGGACCAGAAAGUGGUGUUGUAUUUAGUGGACACAUCCCUGCCAGACACGGAUAUCUGGAUUCAUGAUUAUAUGUCAGAAUAUUUGGUAGAGCUUUCGAAAAUUAAUUAAUGGCUGCUCUGAGACCUCCGCAACUAAUCCAGAUGUUCUAGCAAUAACAAAAUGUAGUAGGCUUAAAAAAAUCUUAUCUCUGCUACAUGGCUGACGGCUGUGGGGAUUGAAAAGAAUAUGUUAUGUUUGAUGAAAACUAUUUAAUAAGUAGUAUUUAACAGUUGAAUUUUCGAAGAAAAUUGCGCUUGAAUUAUUACUAUAAUAUUAGAUUAAAAUGUUUAUCCAUAUAAGAACUGACUACCUCCUAAUUUCUAGGCUUUAUGAUCUUAAGAUGAAGAGUUUCCCUUUCUAUUCAUGUUGUCUUCCUUGCAGUGCUGGCUUCUUCUCCAGUUAGACUGAGAAUUUCGGGACUUAACUCUACCGUGGUGUCCCCAAAUCACCAGACCCUGUGCAGACUAUCCCAAGUCUUAGCACACCAGCAUUGCUAGUGGUGCUGCAGGAGGGGCAGCCUGGCACACCAGUGUGGCCCUCCCCCCAGUCUUACGUGGCUUCUCAUUGCCCAGACUGAAGACCCAGGCCUUCUACCAUCUCCCUACCCAACCUCACUGUCCACCAUUCCCCGUGCCAGGCACACGGGACCUUUAUGUGGUCCCUGAGCCCCACGCAUGUCCAUUCAGGGUUACUGGCAUUCUCAAGCAGUGACGUGCUGGUAAAUGUUUGAUCACUAGUUCUAGAGGGUGUGGUCUGUGAACCUUGAUCUGCAAAGUGUGAUGAUUCCUAUGUUGUAAGUACUCCCUCCAUUGUUCCAUUCCAGCUAACCGUGUGACGUCACUGAAUGUGACGUCACUGUGAGUGUGGAGCUGGUGGGAGAUGCGCACCGCUGUCUGUGUCCUCCACAGCGCACACAGUUCUGUCUCGCCCGCAUCAGGCACAUAAUGAAUGUGCUUGCUAAGGAGUGGGCAGGAUGCAUCAACAGAGGGACCGGUUGGAGGCCUUGGCAAUGGCCUAAAGAUGAGGGGGGAGGCCCUGGCUAACAUGGAGCAAUGGGACUAAAGAAAAAUAUUAAAGGUUUUUUGAAGUUCUUGGUUAGAAUGACUAGUACUGACAUCUUGGAUAUAGAAGCUAAGGAAAAAGAGGCAUCAAAGAGUGAUGCCAGG
Molecule: messenger RNA, 4723 nt
Organism: Pipistrellus kuhlii (Kuhl's pipistrelle)
Lineage: Eukaryota; Metazoa; Chordata; Mammalia; Chiroptera; Vespertilionidae
Gene: TDRD7
Product: tudor domain containing 7
Exons: 18
Coding region: 315-3626 (1103 amino acids)
Biological process (GO): spermatogenesis; lens morphogenesis in camera-type eye; lens fiber cell differentiation
Source: RefSeq, a predicted model, not a curated record